Hemibagrus wyckioides is the source of this 2153-nucleotide messenger RNA. RefSeq names its product RAB3A interacting protein (rabin3) (gene rab3ip). The record is from RefSeq and is a predicted model, not a curated record. The transcript has 13 exons. Gene Ontology annotation, molecular function: guanyl-nucleotide exchange factor activity. Lineage: Eukaryota; Metazoa; Chordata; Actinopteri; Siluriformes; Bagridae. Bases 299 to 1624 code for a protein of 441 amino acids. Gene Ontology annotation, biological process: exocytosis. Gene Ontology annotation, cellular component: Golgi to plasma membrane transport vesicle.
CAAGUGGCCGGUUGUAUGGGUCGUGUAUCACUCGCUCGGUGCCAUAGUUACUGUUAGCAGCCACACGCUGUGUGUGUGUGUGUGUACACGGAUUUGCACAAUGAAAGAAGCUUAAUUUUUAUCCAUUUUAAAAAAAUAUAAAUAUAUAUAUAUAUAUCUCGGGUUUGUGGAUUUUUAAGGAGCAGCGCCGCUGCAGCGUGCCAACGCCUUGCAGGUAGUGAGGAAACACUGCUGAGACAUGUCUGAAGGACUACACACACAUUCUGCAGAAUGAUAAACAUGCUAUGACUCUGAGACGAUGGCCAGCGAACCCCUCGAAGGUUUCCACGAGGUGAACCUGGCAUCACCCACCACGCCGGACCUGCAUGGUGUCCAUGAGCAGCACACGCCGAAGCCCAGCGCCCCACCCAGCACCCUGUACCGCACACACUCCUUGAGCUCCAACCCCUGCCCUCCUAACACUCUCUAUGUUGACCAGUUACCCACCCAGCCGGUUUACCCCGCUCCCAGAGAACUGGACAACGAUGAGCCACACAACGGCAGCAUGCCUGGACUGGACGGCUCAGCCUCGCAGGAGGCGGGACUAGGUGAUGCGUUGGCUGAUGAUGGCGAGGACCCCAUGGGCUUGAGCACUGACAGCCUAUCACGACUCAGAAGCCCUUCUGUGAUGGAAGUCAGAGAAAAGGGAUAUGAGAGGCUGAGGGAGGAGCUGACCAAAGCCCAGCGGGAGCUUAAGUUAAAAGACGAGGAGUGUGAGAGACUUUCUAAAGUCAGGGACCAGCUGGGGCAGGAGCUGGAGGAACUCACUGCUAGCCUGUUUGAGGAAGCUCAUAAGAUGGUGCGUGAAGCGAACGUAAAGCAGGCCAACGCAGAGAAGCAGCUGAAGGAAGCACUGGGGAAGAUCGAUGUCCUCCAGGCCGAGGUGGCUGCACUGAAGACUCUCGUUCUGUCCACGUCUCCUACAUCACCGUGUAAGGAGCUGCCGUCAGGCUCCAAGGUUCCAUUUAAGAAAGGUCACGUGCGCAAUAAGAGCACCAGUAGCGCUAUGCUGGGCAGCCAGCAGGAGCUCAGCGUUCCCCAGCCCAUCGUACGUGACUGCAAGGAGGUGGAUUCCAUUCUGUUCAGUGAGUUUAAGGUGUGGAAGGAGGAACCCACACUGGAGAGGAGUUGCUGUUUCUUGGAACGAAUCUACAGAGAGGACAUUUACCCGUGUCUCACAUUCUGCAAGAGUGAGCUGGGCUCAGCGAUCCUGGAGGCUGUGGAGAGAAACACACUGAGUGUGGAGCCGGUGGGAUUCCAGCCGCUGCCUGUAGUGAAAGCCUCAGCCGUGGAGUGUGGAGGACCCAAUGGCAGGAUGUCUGAAAUAGUCACAAAGUGCGCUCUCAGCGGCCAGACUAAAACCUGCAAGCACAGAAUCAAAUUUGGGGACUCCAGCAACUACUAUUACGUUUCUCCAUUCUGUCGGUAUCGGAUCACCUCCGUCUGCAACUUCUUCACCUACAUUCGCUACAUCCACCAAGGACUGGUCAAGCAGCAGGAUGCUGAACAGAUGUUCUGGGAGGUCAUGCAGCUGCGUAAGGAGAUGUCCUAUGCUAAACUGGGCUACUUCAGAGAUGAACUGUGAACACUGAGCAAGGAGACCGUGUGUGAAAGAAACAUGCUCAGUGCAGGAGAGGGGGGUUCUGCAGUUCACCAAGACACAUCACAGGGACCAGGUCUUUCCUCACACCUCAACACUCCAGCACUGUGUGUGUGUGUGUGUGAGACUAGCCAUCUAUGUUUUCAUGCCCUUUCCUGUUUAAAGUCCAACACAAGCUGCUGAAGUUCUGAUUACUUGAGUCCAGUUUGUGUAUUGAUCAUUACAUGAAGGAGAAUCAAAGAAAUCUAUGCUGGGUUUGGAUUUCCAUUCUGUACCUUAGACAAGAACGCCUUCGAGCCCAUACACUCAACUCCACUUCAACUUUCAGUUCACUUGAAAUUUAGCUAGCGCUGUGUUGCUGUGCUGUUAUGUGUGUGUGGAAUGUGCUGUACAUCUGUUUUUCUUGGAACUGUCUCAUCAGUCGUUUGUGCAUUUUCUUCCAAAUCUCAUCACUCUUUCCCCAUUUUGAGUUUUAGUGCCUUUCUGGAACAACGAAUAAAAUUGUAUACCUCCA